ACAGCCUUUUUUGAAUUUUUACGGGUAGUUACCACUUCCAGGAAGUGGUAAACUGCGAGGAACUGCCCAAGAGACUUUAUGAGUAAAAGUUUUGCAGAUGUACUAAACUUAAAGUAAUAACAUCACGAACAUAAAAACUUGAAUGAUGUUUGUCGUCGUCAAUAGUGCUUUUAAAUACUUCUACAGCGACAGGUUGAACUGUCAGGGAUGAAACGAUCGCAACUCUGUUCUUCUUAGAAACAUUUGAAUGAACUACAUGUUAUAAGUUAAAGAUGAGCCGUAAUUAUAGCGAUAUAGUGUUGUGAUGGCAACGGAGACACCUCACGAUUCAGGGCCAGAGAACAAGCAAGCUGUGAAGGCCUGUCUCCUGUCUUCACGCAAGCUCCUGGUGGAUGCCCUGUAUCACUUGGGCCCUCUGCUAGACUGUGUUAUAUCUGUAGGGCUGCUCUCUAGAGACAACUGUUAUGAGAUUGAGGCUGAACGGACACCAUCCAACAAAGCCCGAAAACUUCUUGAGAUUGUUGACGCUCAGAUGGACGAGAGUGAUGCCUCCCGCUUCGUGGAGUGCCUGAGCAACUGCAAAAAAUAUUACCCACGUCUGAGAUGCUGGUUAUCUGCAAAGGAAGAACUAUUCAAUUCUGCAGAUAUUCAGCAAGGACCAACAGAACGCCAUCUACAGUCCCAGUUUAGUGUUCUGUGUUCACGCUUGGGCUGUUCUGUUCUGCCAGUCUCUUUGUAUCUCUUCUCCAGUGGCAUUCUCACUAAUUUGGAACUGGAGAAAAUUCAGUCAGUUCUCAUCCCAACCCAGCAAGCACAAACCUUGCUGUCCAUCUGCUUGAAGAAGGGAGAGAAAGCAUGCAAGAGCUUUUAUUUAGCCCUCCAGAAUGAGGACCAGCAGUUAGCUGAGGAACUUAAUGUUAAUAGUUUGGUGGAAGACCCUUCAUGUCCAUCCCUUAAUAACGAUCUUGAGGGAAGCAGUGCACAGAUAACAGUGGAGGAAACAAGAGGCCACUUGGGAACAGCUUUACCUCUCUCAGGAGGUCUGCAGCAGGUCAUGGCUCAGCUGGGUUUGAAUUUUGGUGAUGAGAUCAGAUUUAAUGUCUGCGAGUUAGGUGUGGCAGUGGGUUUGCCUCGUCGGACGGUCAGAGAAUACCUUCUAGAAGGGGUCAGCAUAGAGGACUCAGCACAGUUGGAGGCUUUAGUGUCCCUGUAUAUGGAGAAGACGCAGGACGCAGAAAGACUACUGAGCAGAGUGACAGGACUCAGUCCUCAGUGGGUUCAGCUUUCUGAGAGGGGGUGUCUGCUGUUGAGGUUGCUCCAAAAGGCUGAGACUCUGCUCCGUAGUGGAAUCCACAGUCACCUGCACAGCUGGGAUCACCUGCACGAUCAGGACCACUUAUGCAGCUGGGACCACCUACAUCCUGGAGAAUGCACAGACCAGCGCACUGUGUGGACCAUCUUCAGUUUCCUGGUGUGGGAUUGCAUGGCCGAGGUUCUUGAGGAACCAGAGGCAAAGACUAGUGGAGGCAUACUUGGUAUGAUCGAGCAGCUGAGUGCCAGUGGAAGGGUGGAGGCCGCUUUGCUGCAAGAGGUGGAGCAGUGUUGGAGAGAAGGUGAUGCUGAGAGUCUUCUGCAGAGUGUGAGAGUCUUCGCUCAGGUGCUAAGGGACCUACAUCCCCUCCAGGAGGGCCUCCAGCUUUCUUCUUCUGUGGAGGGUCUGUUCUCCUGCCGCCCGAGCAGGCUUCACAGGGUCACCUCCUUCCAGGGUGUUUCUGCUCGGGUCAUCCGUAAAGCUCUGAGCAGCAUGGCUCCAGCCUCCUCAGACCAGGAUGCAACCCUCCUUGCUAGACAAUAUAGGGAGACGUGUGUUCGCAUUGCAUGUUUGCUGGAUGUGGUGCAGCCAAAACGAAGCACCCCAGACUUUUCAAAUGCACCCAUUGCUACGGUCACUCAGCAUGUGCAGUCUGUCUUAUCAAAUCCUGCCUUCAACUCAGAGGCCUUUGACGCAGGUGUUCGGCACCGAUUGCUAUCCAUUUUGGAGUUCAAUCCUGCACAGCUGGACUUGGGAUGUCUCAUGCAGCUGCACCAGGAGACUCUGUCUGAGUUGCAGAGCUACUUGCAGCUUGGCGAGCACCACAACUUCCAGUUCAUUCUUGAAUCAGUGCGGAUACUCGGGCCCGCAAAGCUGUUCUCAGUCAGCAGGGUACAUGGGCCCGUUGCUAUUGACAAUGGAGUGGAGGAGGUCCUUCGUUUUAUUACAUCAGAGCCCACUUCCUUCCUCGUUCGGUUGCAUUGUCUUUGCUAUGAGGAGGAUAGAGGGUGCUAUAAGGUGUGUGCACCACGCUGUGCGUGUAUGUAUCUGCUCAAAGCAGAGGGGCAGCGUGAGAUGCAGUGGUUUGGUGUGAAUGUUUUGGCCGAGGCAGGUGGGAAGGUGUGGAUCAGAGAGGGAGACAAAGAUGGGUGGGAGGAGCUACAGUCAUUGGCUCAGAGAAACUCCACUCAGCUCAGGGACGAAGGCUGCUGCUUCAAAGUUAAGACCUCUGGCUUGGAGUGUGAGGUCAAAUUCAUGUACAGGAGUGGGAGGCUGUGGGCUGUGCCACAUAGAGACUGUGAGGUGGAUUAAAAGUGUGCUGUAUCAAACUGUGAAUUCAAGGAAUGGCAUUAACACAUGCCUUGCUGAGCAUCAACAACCCACCAAAUCAACUUUUCUCAAUGCACGUUUACAUGCACAUUAAAAAAAAAUCAGACAAAGCGAGAAAACCGAGUUUACAUGAGACUUGAAGUCAUCGGGUUAUUCUGUACUAUUGAUGUCAAAAAGGACACAUGCACACACAUUUGAAAAGUCGUUCGAGUUGCGGUAAAGCAGGGUUCCCACUUGUCCUGGAAAACCUGGAAUUUUGCAAUACAGUUUUCCAGUGAUGGAAAAGUAAUGGAAAAUUAAAAAAAAUUCCUGGAAAAUAAUGAUUUGUCCUGGGAAAUAUUUUAGUGAAAGAAUCCCUGUCACAUACAUUCUCUGCUCAUCUGCUGUUGUUUUUUUUUUUCUUUCCAAAAUUGCUGUUGUGAUAACCACAAAAACAUUUAAGUUAUAAGCUUAAACAACUACAGUCAGACCACAGAUUAUUUGGAAAAAUAAUUCACGCCCCAAGUUCGUUGCAUGGUGGUUCGGCCUUAAUACCUUGGAAUACCUUAAUACCAGAGUUUGCUUAUACUAUGGUUGCCACAUGUAGUAUGCAGAAAACACGGACAGAUUCAUGGAAUCUAGUCAAAAAAUGGCAUUAGAUAUAAAAUGCAGAAUGUCAUGGAAUAUGACAUAUUUGGAUGAAAAUGAAUGUUAGAAUGCAGAAGUAAUUUAAUUAAAAUUGCAAUAUGACACAGUGUGAUUUAAUUAAAUAUAUAAUCUGCAAGUGAUGCACACUUCAAAACGAAUGUGUGAAGCCAGCCACUCAUACACUGGAAACACCACAUCAUGAUCAGUGCACUCUUGUGUGUGUGAGAUGACAUAGAGCAGAGCACACUGAAGUGCACAGCACAUACAGACUAUGUGUUUAUUAAGUAAUAAUCCCCCAUGACAUGACUACGUUCACCUUUAUGGGCUACGUGUACGCUUGACAGAUUUAGUUGGAUUUUUCAACUUUACGGAAGAAAAGUUUGGAGCAAUGUGUUACACUAGGGAUGCACCGAUAGUAUCGGCUCUGAUACUGAAGCUUAAUUUACAACUAAAUUGAACAAAAAAAGAGAUCUUAUCCAGUAUACUAGUUCAUAAUAAAGUGUUUCUUAAUAAGCUAUAAUUUAUAUUGAAAUAAUUUGAAGAGGUUUGUGUUUCUUUACAUAUUAAAGAGAACUCCCAAUUAGUUCCACACAAAUGUAAAGAUAUUCUAAACUGAUUAUACAAAAAGAAAAACACACUGGUAUCGGAUCGGGCGAUACUGAGAUUUCUGAUAUCGGAAGAGAAAAAGUAGUAUUGGUGCAUCCCUAUUUUACACGGCCAAUUAUACUUUAUGUACUUUUUAAUUAUGAACCGAUCCAAAAUCAUGCUUUAUUAUUUGGUAUGUGCAUGGAGCCUGAAUUCCAAUUCCAAAUUGCUUAUUAUUCUGCACGUGUUUAGAGGUCUUCAAUCUGAACUGAGUCAGAUGGUAUCCGGCAAACCUUUAGGUUUUGGGCCAGGUUCGGGUUAGUUUUUCCAAGUAGGCUAUAGGGCGAGUUAUGGGCUGUUUACAUGUCCCUCUGCGCUGUUUUUCAUUUUAGACACUGUUAAGUUUAAUAGAACUUUAUUAAACACAUCUGGAGACAUCUGCAUUCUGUUUCACCAUUUGUUGUGCUGCAUCAAGCUUUUUCAAUGCUGGUGUGACAAAUCGACAUUCUGAUGAAGUUCAGGUUGCAAAGAGGACUUAAUGUGACAGUCAUACAUGAUUCCAAAUUGUUUUUCACUUGGCUAAGUUUCAGCACUUGAUAAAAGGUGAGCCAAUGUUUUUUUCCACCUUUUGCAGACAAUAAUUACACAAGUUAUAUGCGGAAUCAUUUAAAAAUCAAAGCAUCCUGAAGAGGUUUAUAAACCAUAGCAUUCGCUGCCUCAUGGAAAGUGAACCUGCCCGGGCAGAAUUACACAUUUUCCAUUGAUUAAGAUAAAAAUAAUUAUUUUACCUUUAGGGGUACAACAGCUCGUCACUGGGGCAGUACCCUCAAAGGUACACCAGCUGUACCUUCUUUACACCUUAAGGUACUAAUAUGUACUCUUUAGGGACAGAUAAGAUACUUUGGGUACUAAUAUGUACCCUUUCAUGACAGUUAAGGUACAAAUACGUUCCAAUUAACAUAUAAAGGGUACAGUGGAUGUACAUUUUAGGGUACUGUCCCAGUGACCAGCUGUUGUACCCCUAAAGGUAACAUUUUGCAAUUUUAUUUCUGACAGUGUAGGCCUAAUUUGUUGAAUGCAGUGACAUGUUUAUUUUUGUUCAACUUUAAUGUGAUUUUAUCAUUUGAUGAUCGAUGAAUUGUGCUAUUUAGGCUCAUAGCUCACUUUAUUCCCUGCUAAUCGGAGUUUGUGUUUGGCAAUAAAACAUUCCUUUAUUCCCGAGUACCGACUCCCGACAAAUAACAGAAUAACCAUUCAUGAACUCUCUCGGUUAACCAAACAGCCUUUUUCAAAAGGUUACCAUGCACAUAUUUAGGGAAUUAAGGCAUCUUUUUCUUUAUCGUUAAACAUUAAAUGCAUGCAGGAAUUCCGUUGCUUAUAUAAAUUUAAACCAUCAGCUUUGUACACAGCCAGGGUAAACUGCACCUUAUCUUUGUGUUUGGAAGUGUUUUGUAAGUCAGACACUGUUCUCUGCAGUACUUCAAUUAAUCGUGCUUCACCUGUGAGACACAGAUUAUUUGAGUGCAUGCUCGAGUGUCUGUGCUCGCACUACUGCAGAGUGAAAUCAGGGGUAAUGGGCCAAAAAAAAAAAACUUCUAUACUCAAACCAUUUAUGACUUUACACAGAUAAAGGAAAGCCAUUUACCGUGUUUACAUGACCUUUUACAUAGUCAGCUUUUUAGAAUAAUUGUUAUAAGAUUGUGCAUGUAAAUGCUCAUCAGUGGGACAUUUAACGUGGUACUAUGUUAGAAAUAAUGAUCAAUAAUCCUUUAGGAAUAUUUUACUCAAUGCUGAUUCAUUUCCAAAGUAGUAUUACAACUUGAAAGAUGUGUGAAAUGUUAACAAAAUUAUGAAAUGUUAAUAUUUAGAUUUGCUAAUACUUGUUUUAUCUUUGGCUGCAUCUCUCUUUCGAUGCUCUCAAUUUGAAAAUUAUGUCUGUGAAACUACAAUGUCAAAGCAACAUACUA
Xyrauchen texanus (razorback sucker) is the source of this 5820-nucleotide messenger RNA. RefSeq lists its product as uncharacterized. Gene Ontology annotation, biological process: regulation of apoptotic process. The transcript is spliced from 7 exons. Lineage: Eukaryota; Metazoa; Chordata; Actinopteri; Cypriniformes; Catostomidae. The coding region runs from base 305 to 2623 and encodes 772 amino acids. The record is from RefSeq and is a predicted model, not a curated record.